Messenger RNA from Talpa occidentalis (Iberian mole), 3711 nucleotides. RefSeq names its product CD68 molecule (gene CD68). The transcript is spliced from 6 exons. Lineage: Eukaryota; Metazoa; Chordata; Mammalia; Eulipotyphla; Talpidae. Bases 934 to 1971 code for a protein of 345 amino acids. Gene Ontology annotation, cellular component: membrane. The record is from RefSeq and is a predicted model, not a curated record.
GACUCUUCUCCCAAAAACACUAAUCCAUUUCCCUAACCUAGUCAACCUCCAAACCCAAGGCUCUCCCCACCCCAGCCAAUUUCCUCUGGAAAUCAAGGGGCUCUAUCACUCAACCUCAUUUGCUGGACCAAAUCUGGAGGGAGAACCCCUGAGUUAGGUGGCCCAGGGGACUAUCCCCAGAUGGGGGGGAGCAGGGGAGAAAAUGGUAGCCAUUUUUACAUUGUUUUGUAUAGUAUUUAUUGAUUCAGGAAACAAACACAAAAUUCUGAAUAAAAUAACUUGGAAACUGCCUGUUUGGGCUUCUCAUUUCUUACCUCUACUUCUCUCCCACCUGAUACUGGGUAUAUCUCUGCUCCCCCCUGCCAGCUAACACUUGCCCUUUUGUGGGGUUCCUUGAUAUCCUGACCAGAAAAUGGUUGUGUAACGGGAAAGCGUGACCCUUAUAACAAAGGAUUGGGCAAUCCCCAUCAUAAGUUAGCCUCACAUGUUUCAGUCAGGAGGAACUGAACUGAUUGUUGGGGGGGGAGGUGAUGGAAAUUUGUUGAAUUCUAUUUGAAUUAAUUUUUCUCUGACAACACUGCAACCGCCACCUGGGGGGGCUGCCUUUUCUCAACUGUUUUCAUUGUAACUGCAAGUUGCCCUAAGCAAAUGGGUUUCCCAAGGAUCAAGUGCUUCAAAACUUUCAUUCUAUCCUCACGUGACAACUCGGACCCAGAGAACUCCCACUCGGUGAAGCCUGGGCCAAUCAUCUAACAAUGACAAUGGAAUGACUAAGAGAUUGGUGGCUGGAGCUGAGGUGUCUGAGUCAGGUUGGGGGUGGGUGGGAUUAUUUCAAUUAUAAGAAGUCAAGACUUUCAUUUCCUCUUCCAAAAAGAAUAGGAUUGAGCAGUUGAUAACUGACAACCCAGCUGAGCUGGGUGAAGCCCUUCUGCCAUGAGGUUAGCUGUGCUUUUCACCGGGGUUUUACUCGGGCUACUAGCAGGCCAGGGGACAGGGAAUGACUGUCCUCAUAAGAAAUCAGCCACUCUGCUGCCAUCCUUCACGGUGACACCCACAGCAACAGCAAGCACUCGGACAAUCAGCCACCGCACUACCAAGAGUCACAGAACCACCACUACACGCACCACCAGCCAGAAACCCACAACGCCCACUCACCAUACUACUACCACCAGCCAGAAACCCACAACACCCACUCACCAUACUACUACCACCAGCCAGAAACCCACAACACCCACUCACCAUACUAAUACCACCAGUCAUGGAAACAUCACAGUUCAUCCAACAACGGACAACAGUACUACUACCAGUCCAGGAUUCUCCCCGUACACAGGACCACCUCUUCCACCCUCUCCAAGUCCUAGCCCAGGCUCUUCGGCCAUAGGAAAAUACACAUGGUUUAAUGGUACCCAGCCAUGUGUCCGGCUCCAUGCGCAGAUUCAGAUUCGAAUUCUGUACACAACCAAGACUGAAGAAAAGGCCUGGGGUAUGUCUGUAUUGAAUCCCAACAAAACUGAGCCCCAGGGGGGUUGUAACAGCACCCACCCCCAAUUGCUUCUCUCAUUCCCCUAUGGCCAGCUCAGCUUUGGAUUCAAGCAGGACCCAGAGAAAAACACUGUCUACCUGAACUACAUGGCUGCGGAGUACAACGUGUCCUUCUCACAGGCAGCAGAGUCAACAUUCUCAGUUAAGAAUUCAUCCCUUCAAGAUCUUCAAGCUCCCUUGGGCCACAGCUUCCGUUGUGAAAACGCGAGCAUCGCUCUUUCACCAACUUUCCACCUCGAUCUGCUCUCCCUGAGACUACAAGCUGCUCAGGUGCCCCCAAGAGACUUUGGACCAAGUGUCUUUUGUACCAGCAACCAUUCCAUCCUGCUGCCUCUCAUCAUUGGCCUGAUCCUCCUUGGCCUCCUCACCCUGGUGCUGGUUACCUUCUGCAUCAUCCAGAGACGCCCACCCUCCUACCAGGCCCUCUGAGCAUAUGCCUCAAUACCCUGGGCACCACUCAUCUGAUUCAGAGACAAAGUUUAUCUUCUCUGUGUCUUGAAAAACAAAAGUUGUGAUAAUGUAAUUGAGAGGGAUGAGGGGGGAGUUUUAUUAAAUGCCACAGAUCCCCAUCUUUCCUCCCCCAUUGGGAGUAGUAAAACCUGCUCGACCUUUGUCCUCUGUUUCCCACGUCCUUCCUGUCUGGAAUAAAAGUAUCUUUUCCCAUGCCUUUCUGUGCCUUCCAUGGCUGCUUCUCAGGAAGCCAAAAAGCUGGUGAUGAGGAAAGAAAAUGUCAACUGUGACUGCAUGCCUACAUGGGUUCAUCUCCCGAAGCCUGGAACUCCCUUCCUAACCCUCACAGACAAUUACAGGUGAAGCAGGCAGCAGAAGCAAUGAGUGUGGGUGGGGAGAUCACCUGGGUGUCAUUUUAUUUCUACAGGUGUGCUAGUGGCUCCUUAGCACAGCUUAGUCCUGGUUAGCUGGCCUCACUGCACCUUGAGAUGCUUCACACCUUCAAGGGGUCUCAGCAGCCAUGGGAGGGAGCAGUGGGGUCCUCUGACCUCUACCAACAAUUACCCUCUGCUUGGAGACCAGGAGCAGCAUACCUGCAGCCUUUGCCCAGAUUCUAGAAAGGGCCUCCCCUCCCAGACAGAAAUGGUCUGCACAGAAUUGUCAGUGGCCCCUUCAAGGAAGCUGAAACCCAACCACCCAGAGCCUGCCUAGGGAGGGAUGUUCCAGUCACAGGCCUCCCGUAAGGCUACAGAAAGCACCAACCAGACCUGGAGAUCUGCCCACUGAGGCAGCCUGCACCUGGCAGGGUCCCAGACACCUCACCACCUUGCUGACAUCUCAUAUGACCUUGCAGACUGAAUCAAGAGUUGCCAAAAGGCUACUCAACAGUCUGGCACUCACAGGAUGCACCUGGGCCUUCUCCACUGGAAUGGCCAUGAGUUGGUGCUGCAAUAGGGUGGUCCCCAGGAAAGGGGGAGUUUCCCUGCCCCACCCAAGGGAGGGUGGAGCUGAGCAGGAAGAGGAGAAGCUGGAGAAGAGACUGAGGAAGGAAGGAAGCAGGAUGGAGCAAGGAGACCUGGAGGAGGCGCAUGGAGCCUAGAGACACGUGAAGAAACUGCGCUUGUCUUUUGGUCGUGGACUGGGUGACACAGAUGUGGGUGAGACCUGUGGGGAGGUGGCAAUGGCAGCUUUUAUCUUGAUGUUGAUUUUGUUCUUUUCCUUCCGGGCUUGUCCGGUUGUUUGUGACCCUUUUCUGUGGGUCCCCACGGAAGAUGCUUUAGACUUGUGGCAGGCUUUGGGGCCUUGCUCUGGGCCGACCCCAUAUGAAUGGAGUUUUACCCACAAGGGGAUGGGUAACUUUGGGUGCUUCAUUCAGAAAUUAGACUCUUUGCCUCACCUGUAUUGUUUCCUAGUUUUUAUUAAAAAUCCUUCCCAUUAAAGUGUCAUAUGUUUUGUGUUAAUGCGGCGGAUGGCAGAACCCAUGUAGAAUAGGCAGGUUUGCGGGGUUUGGGCUGCCCCUCUCCCUGUCCUAUAACAGUGCCACAAGGCUGAGUGGCAGAGGGCAUCAUUCCCGCCGGCCCACCUGGCCUUAAGUCCUUAAUCAGCACGUGUACAUGGUCACAGAACACGGAGGAGCAGGCCUCAGCCCACAGGUGGAAAAGAACACCUGCUUCUCGCUGUAAGCUCCCUACCAGUGAUUUACCGAGGCUGCCAGGUCUA